This is a messenger RNA of Ruditapes philippinarum (Manila clam), 381 nucleotides long. Its product is annotated as collagen alpha-2(VIII) chain-like. The transcript has a single exon. Gene Ontology annotation, molecular function: protein binding. Lineage: Eukaryota; Metazoa; Mollusca; Bivalvia; Venerida; Veneridae. Bases 1 to 381 code for a protein of 126 amino acids. The record is from RefSeq and is a predicted model, not a curated record.
AUGCAUUUCGAAUGUUUCUCCAGUAUUUGUACUUGUCAUAUUCUCAUAUUCGAGAAGACAUUCACAAACGAGGGAACAGGUUACGACACGUCUACGGGAUUGUUCACAGCACCUGUUGGAGGACUGUACCAGUUUGUUAUUCAUACAUGUGCUUAUAAAGGAAAACAUUCCUAUCUUGGACUGGUAUUGGAAGGUAACGUUAUUGCAGCAGAUGCUAACUAUGGUGAUGAAUCGUAUGGCUGUAAUAAUUUUGGUGCAAUAGUAAGAGUAAAGUCAGGAUCAAAAAUUUGGGUCAAAUCCACAUCGUCAGGUUCUAACCGCCAGCUUUAUCAAAGCGGAUAUAGGUUCAACACAUUUAGUGGACUACUAGUGAAUAACUGA